Messenger RNA from Ostrea edulis (European flat oyster), 1827 nucleotides. RefSeq lists its product as uncharacterized. The record is from RefSeq and is a predicted model, not a curated record. Bases 1 to 1827 code for a protein of 608 amino acids. Lineage: Eukaryota; Metazoa; Mollusca; Bivalvia; Ostreida; Ostreidae. The transcript has a single exon.
AUGUCUGUUCUUAAUUUCGAGCAACCGUCCAUGGACUGGGACAGUCCCGAUAUUUAUAACGAAUAUCUUCGAUUCAGACAGCAUGUGGAAUUUGUUUACAAAGGUCCCUUGUGUAAAGCUGACAAAAAGGACAAGGCGGGUUGGCUCGGAAUGUGGCUAGGGAAACACGGACGGGAAGUCUACAAAACACUUGCCUGGGAUGAAGGGGAACAAGAUGAUCCAGAGAUAAUCUUGAAAAAGUUUGAGGAUUACGUAAGACCCCGGAAGAAUAAGAGAGCCGCAAGAUUUCGCGUGAAACAGAGAAAACAAACAGAUGGUGAGUCCUUUGACAAUUUUGUGAAAGAUUUGAGACUGAUUCUUAUGGAUUGUGAGUACGCAGAUACAGACGACAUUCUUGUCGACGCGAUUAUCGCAGGCGUUGCGCACACGAAGGUCCGAGAACGCUUACUCGACCAAGGACAUGACCUAACACUCGCCAAAACCCUACAAAUAGGCAGACAAUAUGAACUCUCUCAAAAACAGCUAAAAAUGUUCCAAGGAGCUGAAUACUCAGAGGCUCAGGCAGUAUCCAGCAUCAAAACCUCUAGACCACAACACAACAAGAAAACAGUGCAAAAGACAUCAAAACGGAAAACUAGUGUUCCAAAACAACAGAAUUCUAAACCUAUGUGUAAUAGGUGUGGUUUGGACCCUAGUACGAACCACCUGAACAACAAAUGCCCAGCUCUGAAAAGUACAUGCCGGUACUGUAAACUGACUGGACACUGGAAAUCAGUAUGCCGCAAGCGACAACAGUCCCAGAUGAAUAUCAGCGAUGUGGACGAGCAUGAUCUUCUCGAUAUUCUCGCUACAGAUGAUACUAAAUUAUGUCAGGAGAACACAGACAAGUGGCUAGUGACACUUCAUGUAUGUGAGAAACCUAUGAAAUUCAGAAUAGACACAGGAGCAAAGUGCAAUAUCAUUGUCUCUCACCAGUAUCACCAGAGUAAAUUAACGGGAGUGAAAAGCCAAUCAAACAAACUUUUGCGCUCAUUCACAAACCAUACUAUCCGUCCAGAGUUUCACGUGCAACUACCACUCAGGAACGAAGACACUAACAUUCAAGCUGAGUUCGAAAUAGUUGACAUUCAUCAGGAAAACGUGAUCACAGGAAUAACAGCUGAACGCCUCAAUCUCAUACAGAGGAUGAAUCCUGUUAAAAUGUCCGACUUUACAAUAACGGACCAGUUCAACGACUUUCCAGAACUGGUGAAAACAACUGGCACUCUACCAGGAGUACACAAGAUCAAGAUUGAUCCUCAGGCCAAAGGAGUAGUUCACCCAGUCAGAAGACAACCUGCAUCACUCAAACCACUGAUCACCGAAAAACUGAGAGAGAUGGAGGAGAAUGGAUUCAUAACCCGUGUCAGUAAACCUACACCUUGGGUCAGUUCUAUGGUCGUCAGCCUAAGAAACAGCAAAGUCCGCAUAUGCAUAGACCCGAAAGACCUGAAUGAAGUUAUCCUCAGGGAACAUCAUCCUAUGAAAACCAUAGACGACGUUGUUUCAGCCAUUCCAAACACGAAAGUCUUUUCAGUGCUUGAUGCUAAGUCCGGAUUUCUGCAGAUCAAACUGGAUGAGGAAUCAAGUUUUCUCACGACCUUCAACACUCCUAUAGGACGUUAUCGAUGGCUGAGGCUACCCUUCGGCAUUAAGUCGGCGCCCGAGAUCUACCAAAGAAUCAUGGACGAGAUGCUAGAAGGCAUAGAUGGCACGUUUGCCAUAAUGGACGACAUCCUUAUUGCAGGACGAGACACACACAUCAUGACAGCAUUUUACACAAAGUAA